Molecule: messenger RNA, 2415 nt
Organism: Rubroshorea leprosula
Lineage: Eukaryota; Viridiplantae; Streptophyta; Magnoliopsida; Malvales; Dipterocarpaceae
Source: the annotation of a GenBank genome assembly
GCAAAGCCGCCAUAACCAAACUCUGAAAUCCUUCGAUCAACAAUAUCACUAUUGCAGAAUGCUUUCUUUCAAUGCGUGAAGAUUUUUAUCAACGCCGUGCAUAUUAGCAAUUACUCCAUUUUUCACGUGUAGUGAGUUCAUCAGACAUCAAUGUCAUCUUUUGCUCGCCUUCUUCAGGUUUUUGGUGACGCUCGGUGCGUUCCGAAAGGCAGGGCAGUCCAUGCUAAGAUUAUUACAUCUGGGUUCCGCCCUGAUAUUUCUAUAAACAACUAUUUGCUGUCGAUGUAUGUCAAAUUCAAUCGUUCUAAUGACGCAUGUAAGGUGUUUGAUAGUAUGCCCGAACGAGAUGUUGUUUCGUGGAGCUCCUUGAUUUCUGGAUAUUCUCAGAUGGGCAUACCAGAAAAGGCUCUAUAUUGCUUUAAGUCCAUGGUGCACGAUGGUUCUGAGCCGAACUGUAUUACUUAUGUCAGUGUGCUAUCUGCCUGUGCCAGUCUUGGUGAUGCUAGAGCUGGGAAGUCUAUUCAUGGAAGGAUUUAUAGGAGCGGGGUGGAGUUCAGUGUUCCCCUUAGUAACAGUUUGGUGAAUGUGUAUGGGAAAUCUGGUCUAUUAAAAGCUGCUAGAUUAGUGUUUGAUGCCAUAGAGGGGCCAAAUUCAAUCUCUUGGACUUCACUUCUUUCUUGUUAUUGUCAGCAUGGGGAAAACUUGGAGGGUCUGAAGAUUUUUUUGCUGUCAAGGAGGACUGGGGGGAGAGUUAAUGAGUUUUCUUGCUCGAGUGCAUUGGCUGCUUGUGCCGCACUGGAAAAUUUGAAGGUUGGGAUGCAAAUGCAUUCCCUGGUGCUCAAGUGUGGACUUCAAUUUGAUAAAUUUGUUGAGUCAGGGUUGAUAAAUCUUUAUUCAAAGUGUGGAGAGUUAGAUUUGGCUGGUCGGGCAUUUUUAGAGGCAGGUUGGGCAAAUCCAGCUUCUUGGACAGCAUUAAUGGGAGGAUAUGUUCAACAAGGAAGGGGAAUAGAAGCAAUUAAUCUCUUUCUUAUAAUGCACUCUUCAGGUUUCAAUUUAAGCGAAAAAACAUUAUCUUCUGUGCUUGGAGCCUUUGCCAAUGCAGAAGUCAUUGAAGGAGGGAAGCAACUGCACUCCUUGAUCAUUAAAAUGGGAUUCAGUACAUUUACAUUUGUUGGAAAUGCAAUAAUAGAUUUAUACUCUAAAUGCGGGCUUCUAGAGGAAUCACUGAGGACUUUCCAAGAAAUGGAUGGGCAAGAUGUUGUCUCGUGGAAUUCUCUGAUCACUGGCCAUGCUGGAUCAGGUCAUCAUGGAGAAGCAAUUGAGCUUCUGAGAGACAUGUUAUUUAAAGGAUACAAACCCAACCUUCACACAUAUUCUAUCAUUUUGAGUGUUUGUGCUGAUAUCCCAGCUAUUAAAUGGGGCAAGGAGACACACUGCUGUAUCAUAAAACCUGCAUUUCACUCUAAUGUUGUUGUUGGGACUGCCCUUAUAGACAUGUAUGCAAAGUGUGGAAUGUUGAAUGAAGCGCGGAAAGUUUUUGAUAGUCUAACUUCGAAGAACUUGAUCUCUUGGAAUACCAUGAUUGUAGGAUAUGCUCAACAUGGAUAUGGGAGGGAAGCUCUAGAGGUCUAUCACAUGAUGCUGAGAAAUCAUGUCAAACCGAAUGACAGUACAUUUAUUGGGGUAUUAUCUGCCUGUGCACAUGUUGGUCUUGUAGAGGAGGGAUCGCAGUACUACAAUUCCAUGAUCACAGACCAUGGUAUUGUCCCAAGGAUGGAACAUCUAGCCUCUAUGGUCAACCUUUUUGCUCGUAAAGGACAAACAAAUAGAGCCUAUGAGUUCAUUAGGAGUUAUUCGAUUGAGCCAAGUAAGGUGGUCUGGCGAUGUCUCCUGUCAGGCUGUAAAAUCCACAAGGACUUGGUCUUAGGUAGGUAUGCUGCUGAGAAAAUUUUGAGUAUUGAUCCAGAAGAUUCUUCAGCUCUUAUUAUGUUAUCAAAUGUAUAUGCAGAGGCCAAAAUGUGGACUGAAACAGCACAAGUGAGAAAAAUUUUGAAAAGCAAGACAAUGAAGAAAGAUAUAGGAUAUAGUUGGAUAGAAUUGAAUAACAAGAUGUAUUUCAUUUCUGCACACCAUUCCAUGCAGUUCGAAGGGAUAGAUCUUUGUGAAAAUUUGAAUCACUUGAGUCUUCAGCUGUUUGAUGCAGGGUACAUGCCUGAUGCCAUGUUCUUGUUUCACACUGAAGAGUGAAAUGGAGAAAUGGUUUCUGGUACAGCAUUUCAGUCCACAACUCUGUGAAAUUUUUUAUACAGUGACACAUAUUUGAAUGAGAUGGAAUUAGAUACUGAAGAUGUAAAGCUGAAUUUUUCAUUGAUGUACCCAAAAACAUUGACAGGCCAAUGAAGUCAUAAAAGCACA